This is a messenger RNA of Brassica napus (rape), 3443 nucleotides long. Its product is annotated as nuclear pore complex protein NUP160. The transcript is spliced from 15 exons. NCBI's taxonomy places the organism in Eukaryota, Viridiplantae, Streptophyta, Magnoliopsida, Brassicales, Brassicaceae. Gene Ontology annotation, molecular function: structural constituent of nuclear pore. Bases 127 to 3252 code for a protein of 1041 amino acids. The record is from RefSeq and is a predicted model, not a curated record. Gene Ontology annotation, cellular component: nuclear pore.
ACUAAUCGUUCCAGUUUUAUAGGAACCAACACACUUAAUGGGCCGAGAAAUUAGUAGGUCCAAUAAGAAUAGUGUCUUUGAUAAUCGUAAUGGGCGGAACCGGAGUGUCGCUUUCCGAGAAGAAAGAUGGAGGAGAAUCGUCGGAGAUGGCGUGGCGGUAGGGAGGUUCCAGGUGCCGGCGGCGGAAAAGCCGUAAAGUGGAUCGAUAUAUCGGUACCGUCUCCUUGUGGUAUUGAUUCGAAUUCAACUGAGGACGAUGGAUGUGUUGUGCUUCCUUCUUCUUCUUCUUCAGAAGACUACGCUUCUAGCCUUAUGAUUGGGGAACCUCCGAUCUCUUUCGUUUGGAGAAUCAACCAAACAAGCUCAAACGUUAUGGAGGUUCUGCAGCUCUCUUCUAAAUCUGGAUACCCAUUAACUGGGAUUCGUUUCGCCUUUGCUCAUAGACUCUCUCCUUUUGCCUUUCCAUUCGUCGCCCAAGAGGGUAGUGCUAGUGGUCCUCUCGCCUUCUUUCUUUACGCCGUCACGCCGUCUGGUGUUGUCUACGUCCUUAAUCUCUCAAAUGCGUUGGCCUAUACGUCUGGAUCAGUCUUCCAUUUGAUUCACGUGGUUGUGGAUGUUCGACCUUACUUAAACGAAGCUCAAGCUCAUGUUACCAGUGUCACCGCAUCGCCUGGCUUCAUUUUCCUUGGGAGAUCUGAUGGUUGUGUCUCUUUCUUCCAGCCUUUUGUGCCUCCUCAGGAACCGUCAUCAGGUUUCAACCAGGAGCUGCGUGAUGAUGAUACUGGGUUUCUUCGUCGAUUGGGAUUUGUAAGGGAGACAGAUGUUGCAGCCGUGGCAGAUUUAUCUAUAUCAGAAUUUAAUGGAAGAAUUUUUAUGAAUGUGCUUCAUGCGGAUGGGAGAUUACGUGUCUGGAAUAUUCCGACUCGUACUAAGCUUUUGUGCACUAGUGUAGCUGAUGAUGAUAACUUGUUUAUCCCCCGGAGGUUAUGGGUGGGUAACGCUGAUUGCGAUACCCACAUCAUUCCAUUUGCGGUCUUGUUCACAUAUAAUGGGGUCAACACAAUUUCUGUGUUUUUUAUACAGUUUACCUUUGAGAAAUUUAUAUCAUUUUCUCUAUAUCCUGGAUAUCGCAAUAUUCCACUGCAAGGGGGGGGAUUGAGGGAUGUCAGAUUUACAUCCGACACUAUCUGGAUCUUAAAAGCCGAUGAAUUGAUUUCUCAAAUGCUGCCCCAUAAAUCUAGUAACAGGGAAACCCAGUCGUACAUGUUACAAGAGGAAUAUAUUUCUGAGCAGUUAUUUCUGAGACCUGCGAGCUCUUCACAUGAUCUUCGGUUGACCACUCAUUCACUAUUUUCAUCGGCAAAGGAUCGAAUUAUGGGAUUCAUUUCGUCAAUCUUCUUAGGCAGGCUUCUUUGUCUUGGAAUUUUUGACAAUGUUGCCUUGCGUCUAACUUUACGGGACCACAACAAACGCUGGAGUAAUUCUGAGUUUCAAUCUUUAAGUCUUGAUGAGCUUAAAAGCGAGAUUCUUUUACUAAUUGAGCAAGAGGUUACUGGUCAGACUAGUAUUUCAGUUUUUCGCUGGUGGGAAAGGUUUUGUUCAACGUAUCUUGAUCACUGGCGUAACAAUAAUGAACCUCGCACGUUGCUGGUUCAGUCAGAUGUUAUUGGUUUAGUUAGAAACAAUUCGGUGUCACUUUUCUUUAGAUCAGAGAAUGCUGAGCGCAGCCAUGGAGGGCCUUCUUCUGAACACAGCAACCUGACAAGCUUAGGCUCUGGAAUGUCAACCGAUGAACAUGAGAUUCUGUCGGAGGUACUAAAUUGUACAUUGAAGAUCAGUAAGCAGUUGGGCACUGCUCCUUAUGCCAUGUAUUUUGAAUCAGUUACUGGGAAGUCAGUUAUCUCUUCUGAAGAAAUCCUGUCUCGCUUAGUUAACAUCCUUGAGUCGGGAUAUGCGAUGUCCAUAGGUCGUACAUGGUCGGAUCUAGGUGCUGAUAGAGCACGGGAAAGUAAGCUAGAAGCUCAUAGAAAUCUUAGAAGAUUCUCCAUUGAUAUGUUAUUGUCUCUCUCUGCUCUAUGUCAAAGGGCUGGAUCUUGGGAAAAGGUUUUUACUAUCAUGGAGAAAUAUGUGCAGCAGCAUCUGGUUCCUAAGAAAUUUAGGCAUAACAAUAAUGGCGAAGCAUUAUCUGAUAUCUGUAGUUCAAUCCUCGUUCAAGCCACUUCACUGUUUGCAAAGGUUAUGUUUGAGUCUGCCUUUGACAUCGUCCUACUCCUCAGCUAUCUCCUUAACAUCUCUGCUCAGGUUAAUAUGUCACAGCAAGACAUAUCCAACCUACGGCUUAAAUUGCUUCCGAUGAUCCAAGAUAUUGUCUCAGAGUGGCUCAUCAUCCUUCUCUUUGUUACCACUCCGGCUGGGUCGACUUCAAUGAAUGAUUGCAGCUUUAAACCCUCAUCUUUACAGAUUGAUAGCAGCAUUGACAAAAGAUCAUGGAACAAAAUGCUUGGGAAAUGCGGUUUCUCAUUGGCAUACAUCCUUCUACUUAGUGAUCGAAGUUGUAUUGUGGACAGCCGGUUUAACUUGAGAUAUCUUCCGAAUUCAGAAACCAUUACAAGUUUGGUACAAAACUUUGUUAGCUGGAUUUGUUAUAGUAAAACAGGAGAGGACUCUUCUUCUUUGCUAAGACGCUCAUCUGAGCUUACUCUUAGGGUGGUUAGGAAUGGACAUGCUUAUGCUGUUGAGCGAAUCCUUGAGGUUGUGGAGGGAAGUUUACGCGGGGAGAAAACAUUUGGACAUGGUCAAGAUACUAGUGGAGAUUGGUGUCUUCUUCAACAUCUCCGUGGUUGUUGCCUUCUUGAUCAAGUACAACGUGGAGCAUGUGGGAUAUUAUUAAGAGAGAAGAAGAUUAGUGAUGCUACCCGCUGCUUCUUCAGAGCUUCAUCUGGUGAAGGAUCUUGGAAGGCUUUGCACAGCUUGGCUACAGAAGCAGGAUUUUCCCAUUCCACAAUUGGUACCAGUAUUUCAGAUGGUGAAAAGUCUUGUGCGACGUGGAAACUUCAUUACUAUGAAUGGGCUAAGCAAAUUUUUGAACGGUACAAUAUAAGUGAAGGAGCUUGUGAGUUUGCCUGUGCAGCCCUUGAGCAAGUAGAUGAGGCUAUUUCUUUCUUGGAAAGUAGUGAGAACGUCCGUGUACCUGUAACAGCUACCCUUGGUUUAAAAAAGCGCUCGCUUACCUCGCGCGCAAGGAAAGAAUGAUGUAAGAGGAAAACUUCCCGUCUCUACGCCGAAAAGCCAGUAGAAGUGGUCCUAAAUAUUAUUACACAAUGGUCAUAAGCUAGUAGAAAUCAAAACUCCAUAAACGAUAGAGAAACAUCCAUCAGACACAUCUGUUCAAUAACCGUGAAAGUUUAAGACCAGUUUAUACAAAUGAAUCUGUCCAAAUACCA